GGUGCCUUCAAAAAAUCCAUCUGCAUCAAACUGUUUACCUACCUCACCCUCCAACCAUACCCAAACGUUGGUGCCUCUCAACCUUUGUGUGGAUCUCACUUCAUCCUCAGUGAAUCCAUACCGCCCGGCGACAACCUCAACUCAAGUCUGCCUCGAGUUACUAUCAUCCUGGGUUUGAGGCAAACCAUCAAUCCGAUUUACCUGGGUACGGCAACGACCCCAUCCAGAACCCAGCCUCUUUCAGCAGAAUCCUGUCUCGAUCGAUCAAGUGGCCCCGUGCCCAUCUCUUUAAAGCUUGCGCAAACACCGAUCGAAAAGGACUUGGGAUCUUCAUCCUGGGCCAGUGCUGCGCGGACGACGGGAGAGGCCUUCUUGCUUUAGCCGCGUGGUCUAGACGGUAGUAACAAGGACGCCGCGCUGAAGCAUAGUCUGGCUAUAGACGUGCAAUUUUGAGGAAGCACGAAAACACUACAAGGGCGGUUGUCAAAAUCCGAACCUCGCGUGCGGCCUUCUACGAGAUAUCGAUCAAAGGGCAACCUCGAUCCGGCCAGACGCAUCAUAAUAUUGCCCGCUCCCGACUUGGCUUUUACAUCGUCGAAGUGGUAUCGAGCUUGUCAGUGGCCCAAGCUCCUCAGGGGCAACGAGAGUAUAUCAAUAUCUCUCCCAUAUAUUUCCGCCCUGGCAAGCAAAGCCUCGAUUGCUUACUUUCGGUCUGUGCUGUCGACCCGUGCAUCUUGAAGCCCUGAGUUCGCACCACCGGGACCAUGAUCAUGGAUGCUCCCGUUACUAGCAGCGACAUCCCAGGCUUGAGCAGCCUGGUAGAUCAGAGAGUCACGCCUUCCCCCGUACCCUCCAUGCAUCUACCAGCGCCAGUACCUACCCCUCCACAUGGCCACCAAGAGCCCUUGCAGCUCCAACCGCUUCAGCAAUAUCAUCAGCUGUCCCAAAUGCCGGUUGACCGCGCCGACUCACCACACGGAUCAGAGCAUUCUCGGUACUCUGCACCACCAAUGAACGGUAGCGGCAUGGACAACAGCCGCCCAUAUGGUUCGCCUUCAGCCAUGCAUGCCCCAUUACAUAUCUCGCCACCGACAAGCUUGCCCCUGGGCUCAAACAUCUCAUUACCUGCUAUACAGCAGCCGAUUCUGGCACCCGCUCCUCCUGCAAUGAUGUCCGUCUACCCGCCAGUCAAUCAGCCGCCACCCCCUGUGAAGGCUUAUCCCUGCAGCACUUGCGGAAAAGGAUUCGCACGGCGCAGUGAUCUUGCUCGUCACGAGCGCAUCCACAGCGGCAUCAGGCCGCAUGUUUGCGACCACCCUGGUUGUGGAAAACAGUUUAUUCAGAGAUCUGCUUUGACGGUUCACAUGCGUGUUCACACCGGCGAAAAGCCUCACAUGUGUGAACGUUGCGGCAAGCCAUUCAGCGACUCGAGCUCUCUGGCCAGGCACAGGCGUAUUCACUCAGGAAAACGUCCGUAUAAGUGCCCGUACGCUAAUUGCCAGAAAACCUUCACCCGACGUACGACCCUGACGAGGCAUCAGAACCACCACACUGGCACGAUAGAAGAAGCGGCUCUGGCGACCCGGGAGGCAUUAUCUCGGGAUCCUAAUACAACGGCACGACUGACGCCUGGUGCACACCAUCGGUCGGAUGGAGAGGCCGUCGUCACCUCCAACCACGCAUCGCCUCUUACGACGCCGUCUCCUGCACACCGCACUCACUCGAUGUCCCCAUCCAACGAGUUGGCCGGAAUCCACACCCUGCAAACCCAAUAUCCGAACAGCUCUCUCCCGAGCCAUCUCCGAAGCGACGUCCACAUUGCUAGCCCUACAUCGACUACCUCCUCUGGAUACAACGGCAAUCGCCCCACGUCACACCCGAGCGGCUAUGGGCCGCCCUCGGUCCUGGAGCCCAGUAUCGAGACCCGUCCAGGUCCUGGCAGUGCGAGUGGCAGCCCUCAUAUGGGCAGUGUAGGCUGGCAGUCUCCGUCCCAUGCGGGCUCUCCCUCACACAGUGCAAGUGGCUUUGUCUAUCCGGACCCCGAGGCUUAUCCUGGUCACGCCGGCCUAUCAGGAAACUUGGGAUCUCUGUUUUACGGCAGUGCUGUUAACUCUACACGAGCUGGAAGCUCUGAACCAGGCCAAGGGGGCGAUUACCCCAAGCCAAGGACCAGUGAACUAUGGGCAUCUGCGCAGUGAGAUAGAAUUGGAAACUGCCACCAUCAACAGUCCCAGGAACGUCUCGGACCUCAUCCAACAUCUUGCUGUGGUAGCAUCUUUCUGAGGCUACGUGUUCCAGCGCUUCAUUUUUUCCGUGCCGAAAAUCAGGAUAUUCCCAUCCAGCUGUGGUGUGCCGCAAAUCCGUGUUGUUAACAUGCAUGGAAACUUUGCAGACGCUGCAUCAGCUCUCGUCUUGGGAUGCCAUCUGAUGAUGAACAACCUAUUCCCCCGAUUUUCCGGGCUUAUUCCCCAUCGAACCCUUAUGAUUGGUCUUCUUUACUUUCCCCUGCGCCACCACAAGGUGCCUAAUAUUGGGUCACAAAUAUACCCGCGAUGUCCUAUUCUUUGCGCUCGUUUGCUUAUCAUUUGUUGCAGUCGAUAUACUCCAACCACAUCUCCUUUUCUCUCUCCUUUGUCAAGAAUGAAACAGGUUUAUAGAACGGGAUCGGUGGACUUUGCAGACGGGAUAAAAUUGGGGGCACAUGCCAUCUUCUAUGAAGCCCGUUGGCUUCGGUGUUAAGGAUUGCACUUUUAUUAUUAUUCAGUGUUAUUAUCACCUGCUCCUCCUCUUGUUUUUUUUUAUGCAAACUCUUCCCCCAAAAAAAAAUGUACAGCUGAGUUGGUCAUGCAUGGAGCUUAAGGGGGGGGGGGGCAGGAAUGGGAUCUGUAUUUUUUUGCUCCCUCCGACGUCGAGUGGUGGGUUGUUUACUACUAUUUAUCAAUUAACUCGUGGCAAGAAGGGGAGGCGAGCAAGCCACACUAUAAUAGCACAAGCUUUUACUAUGCGA
This is a messenger RNA of Pyricularia oryzae 70-15, 3007 nucleotides long. Its product is annotated as zinc finger protein 58. Gene Ontology annotation, molecular function: RNA polymerase II cis-regulatory region sequence-specific DNA binding; DNA-binding transcription factor activity, RNA polymerase II-specific. The coding region runs from base 765 to 2198 and encodes 477 amino acids. Lineage: Eukaryota; Fungi; Ascomycota; Sordariomycetes; Magnaporthales; Pyriculariaceae. Gene Ontology annotation, cellular component: transcription regulator complex; PcG protein complex. Gene Ontology annotation, biological process: regulation of transcription by RNA polymerase II. The record is from RefSeq and is a predicted model, not a curated record. The transcript has 5 exons.